Molecule: messenger RNA, 1179 nt
Organism: Trametes versicolor FP-101664 SS1
Lineage: Eukaryota; Fungi; Basidiomycota; Agaricomycetes; Polyporales; Polyporaceae
Product: DNA glycosylase
Exons: 8
Coding region: 1-1179 (392 amino acids)
Biological process (GO): base-excision repair; base-excision repair, AP site formation; DNA alkylation repair
Cellular component (GO): protein-DNA complex; nucleus
Molecular function (GO): alkylated DNA binding; DNA-7-methylguanine glycosylase activity; DNA-3-methyladenine glycosylase activity
Source: RefSeq, a predicted model, not a curated record
AUGGCUUUGACAAGGUCAGCAACGCGAAGCACCGGUGCUACGCCGGAGGCUGCGCAACAGACCACCGCCGCAGCCCAAACGAAGGCGGCUGCCACAAGCAGGAAGAGGAGUCAGAAGAGCCCCGACUCAGCAGCAGAGCCCGCUCAGAAGAAGCCCCGUGCUACGAAGGCGAAGACGGCCAAGGCUGCGGCACCCACUGCCUCAGACGCAAAGACGUCACUAGCAGCGCCCAAUACCGCCGUGCCCACCCCAAUUCCCAACGCGGAGGGCGAAGAGCUCGUUCCAGCCGUGCUCACCUUCUCCUUUGAAGAGGCAAGGCGGCACCUCGUUCGCGUGGAUCCGCGCUUCGAAGAUGUGUUUCGAAGAGUCAAGUGCAGACCGUUUGAGCAUCUCGAACGCGUCGAUCCCUUCCGACUGACAGUUGGUGCACGAGCCAGGGGCCAACAGAUAUCAUGGAAAGCCGCGGCAUCUAUAACACAUAAAUUCGUGCGCCUAUUUGACCCAUCUCUUCCGGAGAGUCUUGCGGAUUCCAAGUCUAACUUCUUCCCAUCCGCACAUCAAGUUAUCACCAAGGAUAUCACGACUUUGCGCAGCGCUGGACUUAGCGGCCGGAAGGCAGAAUAUGUCCUGGACCUUGCUGGGCGGUUCGCCGACGGCCGCCUGUCGACGAGGAAGUUGCUUCUUGCCGAUGACGAGGAGUUGUACAAGAUGUUGAUAGAAGUGCGCGGCAUCGGAAGAGUGAUCGACAUGUUCGCGAUGUUCUCGCUGCGGCGGCCGGAUAUCCUUCCUGUCGGCAAGUCUUCUCGCUGUAUGAUGAAGUUUCGCAUUUUGACGCUCGUCUAUAUCGAUUCAGGGGACCUGGGCGUGCAAAAGGGCAUGUUGCGCUGGUUCGCAGCGGACGACGGUGGCUCGGAAAACCCGCUCCCUGCGCCGUUCACGCCGUCGAUCGCCCAGACGCUAAACAUGAAGACGACGACCACCGAGGACGGCGGGAAAUACACGCCCCCGCCCUUGCCGGAGGGCCUGACUGUCGCAGUGAUGAAGAACAGGCUGAGCGGGAAGAAGGUUAAGGGUGCGCUGCUGACCCCGAAGGAGAUGGAAGACCUCGCGGAAUGCUGGCAGCCAUAUCGCAGCCUCGGCGUAUAUUACAUGUGGGCCCUGGCGGAGGAGCCGAAGUAA